CAAGAAAUUCAAUGUGAAAAUGAAAAGCAAAUGUGGUCUGCGGUUCCUACUGGUGGCAGUGUUACUGAGUGCAUUUAGUAUUUGGUUUCUGCCGGUUAAUUCAGCUACUACGGAUAUAUUUUUAUUACUUGCUGGUAGAACAUCCAUCAGAACAAAGACUGUGACUGAAUCCUACGAGGACAGUACAUAUGCAACACAUGAUGUCAAUACCAGAGAUCUGGAUACAAACAUUACAGUCGCAGUAACAUUACUGGCUAAGCCAGAGGAAGUCACAGACAUUCAAGGAAGCUCUUACAAUUCAACACUGAGUGAUAAAGAUACUCAAUCUGCAUUUAUCCCAAGUAAAGAUACAUCACCAACUCGAAACAGCCUAUACGCUUUACUGGAGUUUACAACAUUCAAUCCUGUAACAGAGUCUAACACCGACAAACAAAGCUUUACAGUGCCAGACCUCAACACACAAGAUACCAAUUCAUCUGGGAUUGUUACUCCUGAACCAUCACUGGCUCCAGAAUUCUCAACUGCAGGAAUGGGGGACAACCAAACUGCCUGUAUACGCAGCACAGGUAUAACAGAAGCCGAAGUUUUAGCUAUUGUCGUUGGAGCUGUAUUCAUGACCAUUUUACUAAGUGCUUUGCUCUACCAGCUCGCUGUUUACAUGAAGAAGAAAAAAACAAAGAGGCCAAGCUCAGUUUACAUCAUUGAAAAUGAACUGCACAAGUAUGACAUGGAAGCAAAUGGUGACACAAGGCUGUAGGUCACAGGGACACGAGACUAGUACACUUUUUAGGGACAAAGGAAAAUAAAUGUGUAGAAUAUUGAAUCAGGCUACAGCUCAAGGACCCAAUGAAAGGUUUGAAGGUUCAUAACAG
Molecule: messenger RNA, 872 nt
Organism: Pelobates fuscus (common spadefoot toad)
Lineage: Eukaryota; Metazoa; Chordata; Amphibia; Anura; Pelobatidae
Exons: 3
Coding region: 20-757 (245 amino acids)
Source: RefSeq, a predicted model, not a curated record